AUGGGUUGUGGAAAAUCAAAACAUGAUGUAGCUUCAGGAAACACCACCACCCUCCAUCGCAAAAAAUCAAGUGUCACCUUCAAAGAAGAACAAGAAAGUAAGACACAGACAAGUGACGUAAACAACAAUGUUGACAAUAAUGUAAGUUCAGUUGUGGAAAUGGAAGAGAAGGAAAAUGAAGUUGGCGUUGAAGAAGGUGAUAAGGAAGAAGUUAAUGAUGUUGAAGAUGAAGUUAUCAAUGUUAAAGACGAAGAGAAGACAAAUGAUGAAGAAAAGAAGGAGGAUGAUGUUGUAGAGGGAACUUUCGAUGAAGUUGAGAAAAAUGAUGAUACAUUGAUAGAGAAUAAUGAUGAGAAAAUCAAUUAUGUUGAAGAAAUUGUCGCUAACAAUUUGAAAAAUGUAAAUGCAGAGGAAGAUGUUUUGCCUACAGAAGAAGUUAUAGAAGACACAAAUGUUUCGACCACCGAAGCUAAAGGUGAAAAUAAUUAA
Messenger RNA from Cicer arietinum (chickpea), 489 nucleotides. Lineage: Eukaryota; Viridiplantae; Streptophyta; Magnoliopsida; Fabales; Fabaceae. The record is from RefSeq and is a predicted model, not a curated record.